UCGGGUUGGGGGGUUUGGCCGGCUGGCGGCGCGAGGGGAUUUUCCGCCAGUCGGGCAGCGUUCGUCUCACCUGCGUCUGGUCGUGGCGCAGUGGCCCGCUCCCCGCCGCCGUCGAGUCCGACCUUCAAGUUGACGGCUAGUUUGUGCUGCACUGAGUCACUCCCUCCCCGUACGUGAGCGAAGCACUGAGUGACACAAGGCAGCCGGCGACGGUGUGCGUGAAGCAACUAUCCCGAUUGCAAAGAUGCGGCAAACCGUUGGGGGCCUCGGACUGGAGUGACUGUCUCAGCCUCUGUCUGGCUGUACCAUUGCAGGUUUGAGCUGAGUUUGAGCGACGAUGGCCCAGCGUGAGUAUCGGAGGGAGUCUGAGCGGCGACAGGGGCAGGAGAGCGUCAGGCUCCGAAUGCCGAUUGAGGAACAGGGCCGACAGGUGGCCCACCAGCUGCAGCUUCAACAGCCUGAGGGUGGCCGGCAGGGGCAGGCCGAGUUGCCUGCUCGCGUGCCAACACGGGAGACGGCAGACUAUGGGGCCAGGUACGUGCCCGACCAGACGGUGGACGCCGCCCCGUUCCUCGACGGACCGGCUGCAGGAGGGCUCCCCGUCUCCGUCAACCGCCGCACGGAGUAUCAGGGCACAAACCAACGCAAUGGCGCCGACCUGUUCUCCGAAUACACCCAAGUAGACCAAGUCACCAAACACCUACGAGUGAAUGGAUGUCGCCAUUCGUCGCUCUCUUUGUGUCUAUCGGUCGGUCGUCAGGUGCGCGGCGCAGUGGGCUAUGCGCGGCUGACAGGACGAGACGGGGACGUCAGAGGGGGCUAUGGAGACGGUCACAUGACGGGCCACCCAUACCAGUACACGGCCAGCUACCGUUAUGAGGUGAGUCUUCCCUCCUUGUAUGCACUCACCCAUACACAUCCAUUGCUCUCUCUGCUCCCUCUCACCUUUCAGCCCGCAGCCUACGACGCCUAUGAAUUCGCCUACCCAUAUUUGCGUCCGGAGGAGCCCCAGCGUCCGGCCGGAUACCCCAGCCAGAUGAGCAGGGAGGCGCAGCAGUAUGGCAGCGGCCGCCUCACGUCGACUGGACAGAACGACGCCUACGGUGGUGCUCCUCUCAGCACUCGGCCACACCGAUAUGAUGGGCGGCUUCCCUCAUACUCGCAGCACCAGACCAACCACGGCCUCAGCUGGGACGGAGUGGGCGGCCAGCCGGACUACUCCUCGCGUCGAGCCUACCGCGUUCCAAGCAACAUCAGCAAAGUCAGCAAGUCAUCGGUCGUGUCCCGAGGCACCCAGUGCAGCAUCGUGACCACACAGACGGCAGUCGGGCCCCGGAACAAGACGCGUGGUGCGUCGCGACACCACCACCACCACCAGCAGGUGAAGGAGAUGGCCAGUUUGGUGGGCCGCUACGCGCCGCCACCGGACACCCACAACACCCACAAUGGUCAGGACAACGGAUCAGGUGGCGGUUUGUUCGGCGGGAUGUUCUCCGGCUUGGGCUCCCUCCUGGGUGGGGGCCGGGCCGCUAGAGGUGAGGAGGGGUGUGGUGAGAUGAGAAACACAUGGCCCUUCUCUGUCACUAUCUUGUACAUCGUCGACACGUCUGUCCGUCUGUCUGUCUGUCUCUCUGUCUCUCUGUCUGUCUGUGUCAGCGGUGCGAGAGGAGACACGAGAGUCCCCACCGGGCCACCGCACCAAUCGCCGACACGUCGAUGACGACCGCUACGCCUAUGGUGCCCAGGUGAGUCUCACCAACACAGUGGUCACGUACAUACGCCAUCCGUUGGUCAUGCUGUGUCUGUUUGUCCUUCUGUCAGGGUGAGUCGUACGAGUCCCGCUACCACCGAGAACCCAAGAUGGACAGGCAGCAGGCUAUUGAGGCCUACGCGAGGGAGCUGGACAAUUGGAAGGGCUUCUGGGAGAUGGAGCUGCAGGAGCGCUCGGAGAUCCAAGAGCGGCUCCGCCGACAACUCGAGGAGCAGGCGGCGGAGCGGGAGAAGAAAAUGGAGCGCUUCCACCGACAACAGAAGGAGAAAAUGGAGCGUGAGUGGCGUGAAGUGGAGGCCAAGAAGGACGAAAUGCGCCGCAAAGAACAGGAGCUCGAGGAGAAAAAGAAGCAACUCGACCAGCAGCUGCAGCAGCUGCAACACCAGAUGCAGCAGCUGCAAUGCCAGCAGCGGCAGCGUUUCAAGAGCGACAACGAGACGGCAGACAACCAGCAGCCUUCGAGCGCCUCUGACACCGUCCCCCCGACCCCAACUGGAGCAGUGCAGGAGGCAUCCAGAGUGGCUGAAGGAGACGCCACUGGCGAGCGACAGCGGGCCCGCCAGAUGCUGCAGGAGCUCGAGAGCAAUCCCCACUUCAAGAACCCCACUGUGCCAUCCGCCAGUGGUGGGCGCCCACACGAGGUGUAGGCUGGCCCGUAUGCACGGCCGCUCGUUGCAACAGACAGUCUGAGAGUGAGAAGAAGUGUGUGUUCAUGAGCCAAUGAAAUGAAUGGCCGGCUGGCCGUCUGAGUGACUUGCCCGUUGUGUUUGUUUGGACGGUUAUGGAUGCAUAGAGCGCUCGGACAAGUCUAUGCCUUGAAGCAUUGCAGACGGCCC
Molecule: messenger RNA, 2607 nt
Organism: Vitrella brassicaformis
Lineage: Eukaryota; Vitrellaceae
Source: the annotation of a GenBank genome assembly